GAAAGUUUGUCAUUUCAACACUAUUUUUAUUUCUCUUCAUAUUUUCAUAAUUUUCUAAAGUUUUAUCAUUUAUAUGCGAUAAUGAACAAGCUUAAUACAAGUUAUGGAUACCGGAACAACAAAAGAUGUAGGACCUGGUAAACGGAAAGCUGAUGAUGUUGAAGUUGAAAAGUCAGUACCAACCACAGAGACAAAAGCUAACAAACGUGUUGUACAGGAUGGUUACUCGUGGUGGACAUGUAUGAUGUAUGAUAUGCCCAUGGAGAAAACAAAACCACACAGUGUACCUAAGACUAAUCAACAGAACGGAAAUAAAGACUAGAUAUACAAAGUUAUAUGGAGUUUGAAAGUAAAAUAAGUGUCAAAGAAGAGGAAUUAGGUUCCCAAAAUGUCCUGUGGGUACCAUCUUCAGUUAUUACUAGUAUUGCAGCACAAUCAUCAAAUGUUGAUACAUCUGAUGAUUUAAAGUGUGAAACUACAAAUCAAAAUAUUGUGAAUAAUGUUGUGGAUUAUGACUUACCAGAUCCCCCUGAAGAGCCUCUACAGUCAGACUGCUGUGGAACUGGUUGUUCCCCUUGUGUUUUUGACAUUUAUGAUCAGGACAUGAAACUCUGGGAAAAACAGUGCCAAAGGAUUAAAUCAGGAGAAAAAACUGCUUGCUUCAAAAAUACUCAUCCAGUUAUUUCUACCUCAACGUAUACUCCAUUUACAAUAGAAAGUAUCCACCGAGAAAGUCAUGAUUCAUUCAUAUACAGAUUCCCACUUCCUCAGAAUACAUCUCUUGGACUUACUGUUGGACAGCACAUUAUACUCAGGGGCCAGGUGAAUGGCAGAUAUAUCACAAGACAGUACACACCUAUAAGUGACCUCAAGGCCUUAGGCUACUUUGAUAUUCUAAUCAAGGUUUAUCCUAAGGGUGAGAUGUCCCAAUAUGUUAAAACCUGGAGAGUGGGGGACAUAUUGGAAUGGAGGGGUCCAUAUGGGACAUUUACAUACAAGUCUAAUACAUAUCGCCAUCUAUUGUUAGUAGCUGCAGGCACAGGCAUUGCUCCAAUGGUACAAGUUAUACAAGACAUACUUGAGAAUGAAGAAGAUGAAACAUUUAUUCGACUGGUUUUCUCUGUAAAGACCUACCAAGAUAUUAUAUUGAAGGAUCUACUAAAGAAAUGGCAGUGUUACUGGAAUUUCACUGUUACUUAUGUUAUAAGCCAGGAUCCUACAUGUAUUGGGAAAUAUGGAGAAGAUAUCCACAUUGGCAGAAUUACUGAGGACUUUCUCGUGGCAGAGUUAGAUAAAUGUGUGGGAUCAAAACUCAUAUUGAUAUGUGGUACCAAGUCAUUUGAUAAAGAUAUUGAGAUUCAACUCCACCUUUUCAAAACAAAAAUCAGAAUGCGGAAUAUUGUGUUGAUCCUUAGUGUUGUGGUGCUAGUCAUUGGUGCUGAGUGUCAGACCACAGACUCUGUCAUUGAAGACAAUGACAUUACAACAAUGUCACAAGAUGAUGUAAGUAAUGAUACCAAAGACAAAGAUGACAUGGAUAAUGACAUCAAACCAGAUGAUGUACCUGAUAAGGCUGAAGCAACUAAUAUUCCGCCACAAAUAAAGCCAGGAUUCUGUGAUUCAGUUGCACAAACAGGUUGCAAUCUUACAAACAAUGAGAGGUGUAUAGGAGAAGGGGUGCACGCAGGACAAUGUGCUUGUAUAGCUGGCCAUGUGAGAGGCUCAGAUGCAAGGACGUGUGUAGCUGUGAAGACUUACUAUGGUCAGGUGCCUACCAGGCUGAAGUAUAUAGAAGGCUGGGGAAGCACAUUAAACCUUGUUACUGUCCAGUUGAGGAGCAUGGUACAUCAAGGGUUAUUGAAUGUAUUCGAGAGUUCCCCAACAUUCAGCAGUCUGAUUAUAUCCCUAGAGCUGAGUGGGUUCAGACGUAGCAGUAACCAUAGCGUCAUCAUAGAAUUCAAGGUUCACCUCAGCCGAACACUUGUCCCUAUAAGUAAUCCCAAUGAGAUUGACCACUAUUUUAAGAUGACUCUAGAAUCAAGUGCAUCAAGGCUUCCAAAUGGCCACUACACAUUGGGCAAUGUGGGCAUUGAGUUGGCUGAUAACAAAGAAAUGUUGGAAACUAUAGUCGGCCAAUCUAGUUUGCAAGCUUCCAGCCCAUGUGUUGAUCCCUCUCUUAACUACUGUAGCAGAGAUGCUGUGUGUUCCCCUACAAUGCGAUCAUUUAUUUGCUCUUGUAAAGAUGGCUUCUCUGACAACCCACUUACCAAUGGUCCCCCUGGAGAAAGGUGUACAUUGGAUUGUAACUGCCAAAAUAAUGGCAUGUGUCGACAAGGGAGCAGUGGAGAAAAAAUAUGCUUAUGUAGUGGAUGGUAUUUUGGAGCCAGAUGUGAGAUUAAUGGAAUCUACUUUAUCAUAGUUGGAGCAGUGCUUUUCUUCCUCAUGUUUAUCUUCUGCAUCAUUUCACUCAUCUGUUGUGUAAAGAACAAGAGAAACAAGCGUAGAAUAAAAACUGAAAACUUUGAGACAGCUUCAUACACAGAUUCUACAAUGGUGAUUAAAACCAGGAGACCUCGGAACAGUUGGAAAUAUUACGAUUAUUCCGAGUCUCAAUCCAAGCCACAGGGUCCACCAGUAGCUGGAGUUCAAGGUAGUGUUUAUGAGAACCCUCGUAGGUUUGAUGCUCCAUCGUACCAAGAACGCCACCAGUAUGAUGACCUCCAAGAUGCACCUCCAUACAGAAAUUAUGCUGUCCCUUAUGCAAGUGUUGAGCCAAGAACAUAUUAUCAUUAUGAUGCGGCCCCACCAGUGCCAGAUUAUCGCCCCUCUGAUGCAUAUAUGAUUCCAAGAGCAAGGCUCUCUUACCCAGGUCCCUAUACUGAGAGGAGCACUAACUAUGGCACAUCUGGAUCUUGGGUUUGGCAAACACCAGGAUCAAACGCUUAUGCAGGCCCUUUCUAGCCCCAACAACCGUACAACUCUAUGGAUGCUCAUUGGACACACGAUACGCCCAUAUCAAUUACUAAAUUCUCAGUUGUUUCAAAGUAUUCAUAAAAUGUCUAGUCAUUUUGAAAAAAAGAUUCACACCUGAAGCAUUGAUGAACAUUUUGGAUAUAUUACAUUCUCUAUUUUUCACACUUGCUGCUUUAUAGUAAUUUGCAAAUUUGCAUAACAACUCCCACUGUGUCUUUUUCAUAAAGGGGAAUCUGGAAUGAUCCUUAUAGAAUACAAACAAAGUGUCUGCUCGCAGAGCAGAGAUCUACGGCUGUCAGCAUCAAGUGACAUCUUUCAUCGAGGAAAAAGGAGGGAUUUUUAACUGCCAUUUAUUGUGUGAUUUAUUGCUAUUUAAUUGACACUCAUUUAGCUACCUACAUAUAAUGAUCCCUCUUUGGUUAUUUUUGUCAAGGAUAAUGUCAAAAUUAGCUUUUUGCUUUGAAUUAAUUCAGUGAUUGAGUAGUAAAGGUUUCUUUACAAGAUGUUUCCACUUUAAUAUUGUUGAUAUUUAAAAUGCAUAGGACUAUUUUUAUGUUCACUGGAACAUUUGCCAAAGAUAUUACCUUUUUGACGUUUUAUGUACACAGGGCUUAGUAAGCUUUAACAUUGUGUCUUUGAUAUUUGAAACUACAGUUUGGCAUUCUGUUGUGCAAAUACGGUGGAAGUUUUUGAUUUAACUUCAAUUGAAAGUGUAUAUUGACAUAUUUUGUAAUAGAAAAGAACUCGAGAUAGGUCUUUAGCUAAUUAUCAAUCAAGUUUUUUGCAAGAUGAAAACCCCUUCAGUAAAAAUUGUCUGGUAAUACAUUUUUGAUGAUCCAUAAGUGCUAAAAUCAGAUAGAUGUAAUUUUGUUCCAACAAUGAAGUAUUUUAAAGAGGCUUAUAUUUGCAGAUUUAAUUUCCCCUCAAGAAACAUCUUGACAUAUUGAAAUGUAUGAAAACAAUUCGAGGACAGGUUUCUUUUACGUAUCCUUCAAAAGACGUUCUGUUAAUAGAAUAGCGUAAAACAUACAUCACUACAGAUCAAUUUCAAAUACAGUAAAAAAUUGAGGAUCUUUGACAUGUAAAUUGUAAUUUUAUUUCAAUAUUAACAUGUAAACUUGUGUGCAGAGCUCUUCAAUCAAAAGUGCCGCAUAUUGGUAUUUAAUGCUCUUGUAAUGGUAUGCCUAUAUUCCCCUCUAUAGGCUUCUACGCCUGUCACUCAGACAUAAAACAUUGAAAAGAAAAAACGUAUACAUUAUAUAGUAUUUCAGUUAGAUUUAAACGUUGGUUACUCCCAUUGAAAAACAAAUUAUAUUUACAGAUAUUUAUCUUACAGAAUUUGUACACCCACAGAAUAAAUUAACGUCUAAAAGAUGGGAAUAUCCACAUUGACAUUUUUUAUAUUCAAUUAAAAUAAUAUUGACCACAGGAUAUAAUUUACAAUAUUUAAAAUUGAAAAGAUGAGUAGUUUAAUAUGAGAGUAUUUUAAGAACACAAUGUAUUAUUAAUGUAAUUAAUCUAAUGAGCAUGAAAAUAACAACUGUUUUCCACAUGUUAUAGUUCCUUAAAAUAUCAAUACCACCUAGUUAGCUGAGCAAAUUACUUAGAACAGAUCCUGAUUGUUUAAUAAUAUCAUACUGAUUUACUAAGUGGACAAAAACCAAUGUUUUUUCCACUUGAGAACAUGUCUCGAAACAUGAUUUUUGACAGAGAGUUAAAAGUUUAUUUAUUGUACAUCGAUGUUCAUUUUUG
This is a messenger RNA of Owenia fusiformis, 4725 nucleotides long. Lineage: Eukaryota; Metazoa; Annelida; Polychaeta; Sabellida; Oweniidae. The record is from the annotation of a GenBank genome assembly.